This is a messenger RNA of Chanos chanos (milkfish), 3870 nucleotides long. Its product is annotated as probable ATP-dependent RNA helicase ddx6. The record is from RefSeq and is a predicted model, not a curated record. Gene Ontology annotation, molecular function: ATP binding; RNA helicase activity; nucleic acid binding. NCBI's taxonomy places the organism in Eukaryota, Metazoa, Chordata, Actinopteri, Gonorynchiformes, Chanidae. Bases 62 to 1546 code for a protein of 494 amino acids. The transcript is spliced from 12 exons.
AAGGAACCUUAAACUUUUUAAAGAAAAGAAGAAGAAGAACUGAAGAAAAAGACGAGACAAGAUGGCUUCUGCGAGAACAGAGAACGCAGGCCCCGUUGUCAUGGGGAUGAACAAGCAGAACGGGCAGCUCAGAGGACAGCCCAAACCAGCCUCACCAUCAGGACCCCAGGCGGCUAACCAGCUGGGAAAGGCCCCCGCAGGACCGCAGAAAGCGGGCAGUGAGUCUCAGACCGGCCCGGGUAUUAGGUUUGGUGAUGACUGGAAGAAGAGCUUACAGUUACCACCCAAAGACAACAGAGUCAGAACUUCAGAUGUGACAGCCACGAAGGGAAAUGAGUUUGAAGACUACUGUCUGAAGAGGGAACUGUUGAUGGGGAUUUUUGAGAUGGGCUGGGAGAAGCCAUCUCCCAUUCAGGAGGAGAGCAUUCCCAUCGCCCUGUCUGGUCGUGACAUCCUGGCUCGGGCCAAAAACGGAACAGGGAAGAGUGGGGCGUACCUGAUCCCUAUGCUGGAGAGGAUAGACCUGAAGAAAGACCACAUUCAGGCCCUGGUGUUGGUGCCCACGCGUGAGUUGGCUCUGCAGGUCAGUCAGAUCAGUAUACAGCUCAGUAAACACCUGGGUGGUGUGAAGGUCAUGGCCACCACUGGCGGCACCAACCUGCGGGAUGACAUCAUGCGCCUGGAUGAGACCGUGCAUGUUGUCAUAGCGACACCUGGCAGGAUUCUGGACUUGAUGAAGAAGGGCGUGGCCAAAGUGGAUAAGGUCCAGAUGAUGGUAAUGGAUGAGGCUGAUAAGUUGCUGUCUCAGGACUUUGUGGUUCUGAUUGAGGAUAUCAUCCGUUUCCUGACCAAGAACAGGCAGAUUCUGCUCUACUCAGCCACUUUCCCCAUCAGCGUCCAGAAGUUCAUGGCGAAGCACCUGCAGAAGCCAUAUGAGAUUAAUCUGAUGGAGGAGCUGACACUGAAGGGUAUCACUCAGUACUACGCCUAUGUCACCGAGAGACAGAAAGUCCACUGUCUCAACACACUCUUCUCACGGUUGCAGAUUAACCAGUCAAUUAUAUUCUGUAACUCUACUCAGAGAGUGGAGUUAUUGGCCAAGAAAAUCACCCAGCUGGGAUACUCAUGUUUCUAUAUCCAUGCAAAAAUGAUGCAGGAGUACAGGAACCGUGUUUUCCAUGACUUCAGGAACGGCCUCUGUAGAAAUCUGGUCAGCACGGAUCUGUUCACCAGAGGCAUCGACAUCCAGGCGGUGAAUGUGGUCAUUAACUUCGACUUUCCUAAGAACGCAGAGACUUACCUGCACCGCAUCGGCCGCUCAGGGCGGUACGGUCACCUGGGCCUGGCCAUAAACCUGAUCACGGCGGAGGACCGCUUUAACCUGAAGGCCAUUGAGGACCAGCUGGUCACCGACAUUAAGCCCAUCCCCAGCAGCAUUGACAAGAGUCUGUACGUGGCCGAGUUUCACUCCGCCAGCCCUGACGCUGAGGUGGAGGCCGAGGAGAAAGACCCCCCACGGCCCGCGAGCAAGCCCCAAGACCCCUGAGGGUCGCCGAGGACACAGGUAACACAGGUCAGUGGGAUGAGGAGGCCUGGGUGGAAUGUUGUGGUGUGUUAAAGAUUCACAGGGGUCUGGGUGCACUGGUAUAGUGUGGUGUCUGGACAGAGCUUACUUUGGCUUACUUCUCGUUGUUUUACAGAAGUGUCAAACAGAGCAGGUUCACUGAGAUGUGUAAGUGUUUGUGUAGAAAAACAGUUGAGUCACGAGCGUGUGAAACAGGACGGGUGGAUGGAUGAGUGAAGAGAUGAAUGAGUGAAGAGAUGGAUGAGUGAAGAGAUGAAUGAGCUGAUAGACAGAUGAGUGUUUUUUAUUUUAUAUAGAGUAUAGCCGCUCUGCAGAAUGAGACAGUACCUGAGAUGCAGCGACAUGCUGUUACCGUGACAACAAACUGUUUGACCUCUCUAACCUUUGACCCUCCUCUCCAUUUCCACAGGACUAAAGGACAAACAGAAAUGUGGCUUUUUGCACAAACCUCUGAUUUUCUACACCAGCUUUCAGCUCCCCCCCCCUCCUUUCUUUUCUACUCCGAUCAUUUUCUAUCAAUGCACUGUUUGUCUCUUUUCAAACAGAAGCUGUGAUUGGAUCAGUGAAAGUCAAACCACCAGUGUUUUGCACCAGAGAGAACACGCCCUCUUACCUCUAAGAAAAGAUGCUAUUACAUUCCAGAGUCUGUUGGAGAACUCACAGUUAAGAUGGCCUGGUCAGAAAAGAAGGACGGAGAGGAACUGAUAUUUAAAAAACGGAAAAAAAAAAACAAAAACAAAACGGCGCCAGGCACGCCAGCCUGUUUGGGAUUUCAGUGAAUCUUUUCAUGUUUAUCACAAUCUUGUGAUAAACUGGUUGAUACCGGCCUAUGCCAGCAGGCUAGUGAGUCCACAGAUGUCAGUUCAAUAAUUUAUACUGUUCUGGAUAUGGACUUCUCAUAUUCAGUACAUACUGCUGACUUACAGUGCGCGCACACACACACUCACUCACACACACACACACACACACACUAACAGUCAAUUAAGUGCCUUAGAAUGACUGAUGUGGUCAUAGAUACACAAAUACACAUGUAGAUAAUGAGAGUUAGCCAGGUUUCUCUCUUAUACAGGAGAAUGAUGAGCACGUAGGGCAGCUGUCAUGGUAACACUGACUGUGUGUGAUUAGGACAUGUUUUUAGACAGUGUUUACAGAUUUUAAAACUCCACAGACACCACAGUCAGUGAGGACUAACUCAACAAUACUAGUUAUUGAAAAGAGAAAUUUGGGACAAUGCUGGAAAAAGCUAGGAACUAACAUCUGUGAGAAGAGCUUCCUUAUUCUGACUGGUGCUUUAAUGAAGCCUCUGUUUGACAGUGUGCUGUUAAACUCUUUAGCUUACUGCAGCCUUUAGCUUACUUUCCCUGUAUGGCAGAUAGGCUGUAAAGCAGACCUGAAGUCAAAAGCGUAAAACACAGUGGACUUUAUGGCCUUCCAUCUAGUUUGAGUUUCAGGGUCUUUGCUUGGCUCACCCUUUUUUUUUUUGUUUUGUUUUGGGGUUUUUUUUUGUAAAACACUUGCAGCUUUUUUAAGGGCAGUAUCACUUGGCUCAGCUGUUGCGUCGUCGUAAUUUGGCUGCGACCAGUGAUGUGUGGAAACCAACCCCUUUACCUUAGCGUUCACCUCAGCUCCGCGACACUCGUCCUGAACGGAGGAACAGUUGGUUUUAUUCAGGCGGCAGAGUAAGAGGGUUUUCAGUGCAAAGGGAAACUCAGAACUCUGCAAGACGCAGAAACACAAACGCCUGAGGUUCUCCCAGGCGGAGCAUAAUAAUGAGUGAAACCCUGCAGUGAAGCACUGCUGGCAGCUGACUGUCUCUCACAGCCCCACACACUGUCUUAUGUCUCCACGGUGCUCUGCCCACACCUGACCUUUCCCUUCAUUCUGUCUCUUUAUUAUUUUAUUAUAAGAUAUCUUUGGGUCUUGGUCCAGACAGGUCCUACCCAGGGUGUAUGGAGUCUGCACACUGGGGAAACUCACGCGAGUCUUUUGGCAGAGAGGAGAAAACGUUUCCCCAGCCUGUCACCUGUCACGUUUGGUCUGUUCAAAGACCUAACGUGUUUUUUUACUCAACUCUUUAUCAUAGGCGCCGGCAGACAGAAGUGUUCAAGAUUGUUUGCAGAUAAAAUGAAACUCUGAUAUUUUCACGCUGAGGAGUGGAUGGUUGGAAGUCACUUCCUCUGGGUGUUUGUGAAAGGCAGGGUGUAUAAAUUUAGAAUAAAUUAGAGUAGUUUAAGCAGUCAUUUCUUUAUUUGCUGCAGAGACUAGCUGAUUAAUGACAGGAAACA